Messenger RNA from Solenopsis invicta (red fire ant), 1015 nucleotides. RefSeq names its product proteasome subunit alpha type-7-1 (gene Prosalpha4). Bases 158 to 907 code for a protein of 249 amino acids. Gene Ontology annotation, cellular component: proteasome core complex; proteasome core complex, alpha-subunit complex; nucleus. NCBI's taxonomy places the organism in Eukaryota, Metazoa, Arthropoda, Insecta, Hymenoptera, Formicidae. Gene Ontology annotation, biological process: ubiquitin-dependent protein catabolic process. The transcript is spliced from 6 exons. The record is from RefSeq and is a predicted model, not a curated record.
ACGCGCAUGGCGCGUUUCUAGAGAAAUGCGUUGUCAUGUUCGCGUCCAGUCCAUAGUGCCGAGUGCCGGAACGAGACAGCCAAGUUAACUGUUCGGAAAACGGCGAAGUCAUUUCAGAUUUCCUGCAGAACGGUGAAUAUUUUGGAUAGCCGAGACAAUGUCGGCGAGAUACGACAGAGCGAUCACGGUUUUCUCGCCGGACGGGCAUCUGCUCCAGGUGGAAUAUGCCCAGGAGGCUGUCAAGAAAGGCUCGACGGCGGUUGGAGUACGCGGUGCGGAUGUAGUAGUCUUGGGUGUUGAAAAGAAAUCUGUCGCCAAGUUACAAGAGGAACGUACGGUGCGCAAAAUAUGUCUCCUGGACGAUCAUGUAAUUAUGGCCUUUGCAGGUUUAACUGCUGAUGCAAGAGUAUUGAUUAAUCGUGCACAAGUUGAAUGCCAGAGUCACAAAUUAACUGUAGAAGAUCCUGUUACUUUGGAGUACAUUACAAGGUAUAUUGCAGGUUUAAAGCAGAAAUAUACACAAAGUAACGGCCGUAGACCUUUUGGAAUAUCCUGUCUUCUAACUGGAUUUGAUUACGAUGGUGUUCCACAUCUUUAUCAAACAGAACCAUCAGGGAUAUAUUAUGAAUGGAAGGCAAACGCAACAGGUCGCAGUGCUAAGACUGUACACGAAUUCUUGGAGAAAUAUUACACCCCGGAAGAGGUAUCGACGGAAAAGGGUUGUAUAAAAUUAGCCAUCAGAGCGUUACUUGAAGUAGUCCAGUCUGGGCAAAAGAAUCUAGAAAUAGCGGUAAUGCGACGCGGGCAACCAUUACAGAUGUUGGAUACAGACACUAUAGGCGAAUAUGUAACAGAAAUCGAAAAGGAGAAAGAAGCAGAAGCAGAAAAGAAAAAACAGAAAAAGUGAUGUUUUGUGUUCUACUAUGCACUUUUACUAUACCAUUAUUAAUUUUUCUUAUAAAAAUAAAUAUAUUGCAAGAAAAUAGAAGAGGAAAGCAUAUGAAACGCGAUAAAA